CACUUAAGUGAGCAGACAACACGUAGCUGUUUUAUUGAUAAGAAGUGCUUCUGCUACGAAUAAAGUUUUGCAAUGUUGAAAGCUGUGAUCCUUGUUGGAGGCCCACAAAAAGGUACUCGCUUCCGUCCACUUUCUUUGGACACACCGAAGCCUUUGUUUCCAGUAGCCGGUCGACCGAUUAUACAGCAUCAUAUUGAAGCAUGCCUACGUUUACCGGAAUUGAAAGAAAUUCUUAUAAUUGGGUAUUAUCCCCAAGUUCAAAUGGAAAAUUUUGUCAGUGAUAUGCAAAAUUUAUAUAAUAUUAACAUUAGAUAUUUACAGGAAUUUACCUCGUUAGGCACUGCAGGCGGCAUGUACCACUUUCGCGAUCAAAUUCGAUCCGGAAAUCCUUGUGCAUUUUUCAUUUUAAAUGGUGAUGUGUGCGCUGAUUUUCCUCUGCAAGAUUUAUAUUCAUUCCAUAAGCAGCAUGCUGAUACGGCUCUCGUGACCAUUAUGAGCACUGAGGCGACGCGACAGCAAUCGCUGCAUUAUGGAUGCCUAGUAUUUGAUCGUAACAGCGGUGUAGUGUCGCAUUAUGUUGAAAAGCCAAGCUCAUAUGUUUCUACUUUUAUUAAUUGUGGUGUGUACGUAUGUUCCACGGAUAUAUUUGCUCAUUUAGCCGAAGUAUUUUAUUCAAAAAGUCAAGAGUACACAAAUUAUAGUUUAAUUAACGGCGCCAAUGGCAAAGAUCAAGGGCAUAUACAAUGGGAACAGGAAGUUUUAACACCACUUGCUGGUACCAAUAAACUCUACGCAAUCCCAGUACCGAAUUGGUGGUCCCAACUAAAAACGGCUGGUUCAGCCAUUUACGCUAAUCGCCAUUUUUUGGAACUUUACAAAAAUACUCAUCCAGAAAGACUGGCUAACGCUGGAACGAAGCUAAGUGAACAGGACUCUAAUUUGAUGUGUACCGUUUUCCCCGAUGUUUAUAUUCAUCCAAGUGCCACAGUCCAUUUCAGUGCGACGCUGGGACCAAAUGUUUCUAUUGGACCAGGAGUUACCGUUGGGCCAGGCGUUCGAAUUCGAGAAUCUAUUAUACUUGAAAAUGCAGUCAUAAAAGAUCAUACUCUGGUAUUGCACUCAAUUGUGGGGAGGGGAUCCAUAAUUGGGCAGUGGUCAAGAGUAGAAGGUACUCCGUCUGAUCCCGAUCCGAAUAAGCCAUUUGCCAAAAUGGAAAAUCCACCGCUAUUCAACAAAGAGGGUAAACUUAAUCCUUCAAUUACCAUAUUGGGAUGUUUUGUACAAGUGCCGUCUGAGAAAAUUUUAUUGAAUAGCAUCGUCUUGCCGCACAAAGAACUGUCUAGAAAUUUCAAGAAUGAAAUAAUACUGUAAAUUAAAAUUGGAAUUCGUUCUAUAUAUUAAAGUUUUAUGUUGGUUCUAUGUCUA
This is a messenger RNA of Bactrocera tryoni, 1425 nucleotides long. It is a transcript of the gene Gmppa, whose product is annotated as mannose-1-phosphate guanyltransferase alpha-A. NCBI's taxonomy places the organism in Eukaryota, Metazoa, Arthropoda, Insecta, Diptera, Tephritidae. Bases 73 to 1371 code for a protein of 432 amino acids. The record is from RefSeq and is a predicted model, not a curated record. Gene Ontology annotation, cellular component: cytoplasm. The transcript is spliced from 7 exons. Gene Ontology annotation, biological process: biosynthetic process.